GCCGCCGUAGCCCCGCGCGCCGCUCGGCGGUCACGUGGGCGGGAGCGAUGGAGGCGGCCAAGAUGGCGUCCCCCAAGAGCGCCCCCAAAGACGCGCAGGUGAUGGCGCAGAUCCUCAAGGACAUGGGCAUCACCGAGUACGAGCCGCGCGUCAUCAACCAGAUGCUGGAGUUCGCCUACAGGUACGUGACCACCAUCCUGGAGGACGCCAAGAUCUACUCGAGCCACGCCAAGAAGUCGAGUGUGGACGCGGACGACGUGCGCCUGGCGAUCCAGUGCAGGACAGACCAGUCCUUCACCUCCCCCCCGCCCAGAGACUUCCUGCUGGACAUCGCCCGCCAGAAGAACCAGACGCCGCUGCCCCUCAUCAAACCCUACUCGGGGCCGCGGCUGCCCCCCGACAGGUACUGCCUGACCGCCCCCAACUACAGGCUCAAGGCCCUGCAGAAGAAGGUCUCCUCCACAGCAGGCAGGAUCACAGUCCCUCGCCUGAGCGUGGGUGCCGUCAGCAGCAGACCCAGCACUCCCACUCUGGGUACCCCCUCAGCCCAGACUGUGUCUGUGUCAGCCAAGGUGGGGGCCCCGGUGUCUCUGGCUGGGCAGCGCUUCACCGUCCAGAUCCCGUCCUCCCAACCUGCUGGGAAGUCAGCCACCCCGACCACCCCGACCGUGCAGAACGUGCUGAUCAACCCGUCCCUGAUCGGCCCCAAGAACAUCCUCAUCACCACCAACAUGGUGUCCCAGGGCACAGCCAGCGACCCCAACCCCCUCAAGAGGAAGCACGAGGACGAGGAUGACUAUGACACCUUGUGAUGGGAAUGGGGCCCUUCCCAGGGCUCACAGGGGGUGGGAGUGCUCUGGCCAGGGGGGUGGGAAUGUGGAAAUAAAGUGGAGUGUGUUUGUAACCUG
This is a messenger RNA of Neopelma chrysocephalum (saffron-crested tyrant-manakin), 908 nucleotides long. It is a transcript of the gene TAF9B, whose product is annotated as TATA-box binding protein associated factor 9b. Gene Ontology annotation, cellular component: transcription factor TFIID complex; SAGA complex. The coding region runs from base 48 to 812 and encodes 254 amino acids. NCBI's taxonomy places the organism in Eukaryota, Metazoa, Chordata, Aves, Passeriformes, Pipridae. The transcript has 7 exons. The record is from RefSeq and is a predicted model, not a curated record. Gene Ontology annotation, molecular function: RNA polymerase II general transcription initiation factor activity; protein heterodimerization activity; transcription coactivator activity. Gene Ontology annotation, biological process: RNA polymerase II preinitiation complex assembly; DNA-templated transcription initiation.